CCCUCCCCCAGCGCUAUGGCUUCUCCUCUUGACCCUCUUGUGCCCUUCUGGUGCCCACAGGAGGAAGCAGCCCUGCUCACUCAGGAGUUUUCAGAGGCCUGGGGCCAGAAGGCCAAAGCUCUGUACGACCCAAUCUGGCAGAACUUCAGUGACCCCUCGCUGAGACGCAUCAUAAGUGUCGUGCGCACCCUGGGCUCUGCCAACCUGCCCCUGGCAAAGCGGCAGCAGUACAACUCUCUGCUAAGCAACAUGACCAGGAUUUACUCCACAGCCAAGGUCUGCUUCCCCAGCAAGACUGCCACCUGCUGGUCCCUGGACCCAGAGCUCACCAACAUUCUGGCUGCCUCGCGAAGCUACACUCUGCUGCUGUAUGCCUGGGAGGGCUGGCACAACGCCGCAGGCAUCCCACUGAAACCCCUGUACCAGGACUUCACUGCCCUCAGCAAUGAGGCCUACAAGCAGGAUGGCUUCUCAGACACGGGGGCCUACUGGCGCUCCUGGUACGACUCUCCUACCUUCACGGAGGAUCUGGAGCAUCUCUACCAUCAGCUAGAGCCCCUCUACCUGAAUCUCCAUGCCUACGUCCGCCGCGCGCUGCACCGCCGAUACGGGGACAGAUACAUCAACCUCAGGGGACCCAUCCCUGCUCACCUGCUGGGGGACAUGUGGGCCCAGAGCUGGGACAACAUCUACGACAUGGUGGUGCCUUUCCCUGACAAGCCCAAUCUUGAUGUUACCAGUACUAUGGUACAGAAGGGCUGGAAUGCUACACACAUGUUCCGGGUGGCAGAGGAAUUCUUCACCUCCCUGGGGCUCUUGCCCAUGCCUCCUGAGUUUUGGGCAGAGUCCAUGCUGGAGAAACCAAGUGACGGGCGCGAGGUGGUGUGCCAUGCCUCUGCCUGGGACUUCUACAACAGGAGAGACUUCAGGAUCAAGCAGUGCACACGGGUCACCAUGGAACAGCUGUCCACGGUGCACCACGAGAUGGGCCACGUGCAAUACUAUCUGCAGUACAAGGGCCAGCACGUCUCCCUGCGCCAAGGCGCCAACCCAGGCUUCCACGAAGCCAUUGGGGAUGUGCUAGCACUCUCCACUUCCACUCCUGCACAUCUGUACAAAAUUGGCCUGCUGGACCAUGUCACCAACGACACGGAAAAUGACAUCAAUUACUUGUUAAAGAUGGCACUGGAAAAAAUUGCUUUCCUGCCCUUUGGCUACUUGGUGGACCAGUGGCGUUGGGGGGUCUUUAGUGGGCAUACCCCACCUUCACGAUACAACUAUGACUGGUGGUAUCUUCGAACCAAGUAUCAGGGGAUCUGUCCUCCAGUUGUCCGAAACGAAACCCAUUUUGAUGCUGGGGCCAAGUUUCACAUCCCAAAUGUGACACCGUACAUCAGGUACUUUGUGAGUUUUGUCCUGCAGUUCCAGUUCCAUCAAGCCCUGUGCAAGGAGGCAGGCCACCAGGGCCCACUGCACCAGUGUGACAUCUACCAGUCCACCCAGGCGGGGGCCAAGCUCCGGAAGGUGCUGCAGGCAGGCUCCUCACAGCCCUGGCAGGAGGUGCUGAAGGACAUGGUCGGCUCAGGUGCCCUGGACGCUCAGCCGCUGCUUGACUACUUCCAGCCGGUCACACAGUGGCUGGAGGAGCAGAACCAGCGGAACGGCGAGGUCCUGGGCUGGCCAGAGUAUCAGUGGCACCCACCGAUGCCUGACAAUUACCCGGAGGGCGUUGACCUAGUGUCCGAUGAGACUGAGGCCAGCAAGUUUGUAGAGGAAUAUGACCGGAUAUCCCAGGUGGUGUUGAACCAGUACGCAGAGGCCAACUGGAACUACAACACCAAUAUCACAUCAGAGGGCAGCAAGAUGUUGCUGGAGAUGAGCACAAAGAUGGCAAACCACACCGUCAAGUACGGCACCUGGGCUAGGAAGUUCGAUGUCACCAACUUCCAGAAUGCCACCGUGAAGCGGAUGAUAAAGAAGAUUCAGGAUCUAGAGCGGGCGGCGCUGCCUGUGGAGGAGCUGGAGGAGUACAACCAGAUCCUGCUGGACUUGGAAACCAAGUACAGUGUGGCCUCUGUGUGCCACGCCAAUGGCACUUGUCUACAGCUGGAGCCUGAUCUGUCGAAUCUGAUGGCCACAUCCCGGAACUAUGAAGAACUGCUGUGGGCAUGGAAGGGCUGGCGAGACAAGGUGGGGAGGGCCAUUCUCCCUCAUUUCCCCAGAUAUGUCGAGCUCACCAACAAGGCUGCCAGGCUCAAUGGCUAUGUAGAUGGAGGGGACUCCUGGAGAUCUAUGUACGAGAUGCCGUUCCUGGAGCACGACCUGGAGCAGCUUUUCCAGCAGCUGCAGCCACUCUACCUGAACCUACAUGCCUACGUGCGCCGGGCCCUGCACCGCCACUACGGGCCUGAGCACAUCAACCUGGAGGGCCCCAUCCCAGCUCAUCUGCUGGGGAACAUGUGGGCACAGAGCUGGUCCAACAUCUAUGACUUGGUGGUACCCUUCCCCUCAGCCCCCAGGAUGGAUGUCACGGAGGCCAUGAUAAAGCAGGGCUGGACACCCCAAAGGAUAUUUAAGGAAGCAGACAAUUUCUUCACCUCCCUGGGGCUGCUGCCUGUGCCCCCCGAGUUCUGGAACAAGUCGAUGCUGGAGAAGCCAACUGAUGGGCGGGAGGUGGUGUGCCACGCCUCUGCCUGGGACUUCUUCAAUGGCAAGGACUUCAGGAUCAAGCAGUGCACUUCUGUCAACAUGGAUGACCUGGUGGUGGCCCACCACGAAAUGGGCCACAUACAGUACUUCAUGCAGUACAAGGACCUGCCUGUGACCUUCCGCGAGGGGGCCAACCCAGGCUUUCAUGAGGCCAUUGGGGACGUGCUGGCCCUCUCAGUGACUACCCCCAAACACCUGUACAACAUCAACCUGCUGAGUAGUGAGGAUGGCGGCUACGAGGAGGACAUCAACUUUCUGAUGAAGAUGGCGCUCGACAAGAUCGCCUUUGUCCCCUUCAGCUACCUCGUUGACCAGUGGCGCUGGAGGGUGUUUGACAGAAGCAUCACCAAGGAGAACUACAACCAGGAGUGGUGGAGUCUCAGGCUGAAAUACCAGGGCCUCUGUCCACCAGUGGCCAGGUCUCAAGGUGACUUUGACCCAGGGGCCAAGUUCCACAUUCCUUCAAGUGUGCCUUACAUCAGAUACUUCAUCAGCUUCAUCAUCCAGUUCCAGUUCCACGAGGCGCUGUGCCAGGCGGCGGGCCACCAGGGCCCCCUGCACAAGUGUGACAUCUACCAGUCCAAGGAGGCCGGGAAGCGCCUGGCGGAUGCCAUGAAGCUGGGCUUCAGUCAGCCAUGGCCGGAAGCCAUGAAGCUGAUCACAGGCCAGCCCAACAUGUCCGCCUCUGCCAUAAUGACCUACUUCAAGCCACUGCUGGACUGGCUCCAGACUGAGAAUGGGCGGCACGGGGAGACGCUGGGCUGGCCUCAGUACAACUGGACGCCAAACUCUGCUCGCUUGGAAGGCUCCCUCCUGGGCACUGGCCGCGUCAACUUCCUGGGCCUGAACCUGGAGGAGCAGCAGGCCCGCGUGGGCCAGUGGGUGCUGCUUUUCCUGGGUGUCACCCUGUUGGUGGCCACCUUGGGCCUCACCCAGCGGCUCUUCAGCGUCCGCUACCACAGCCUGCGCCAGCCCCACCGUGGGCCCCAGUUUGGCUCUGAGGUAGAGCUGAGACACUCCUGAGAUGAGCAGGCUGCGCCAGGCCUGCCGGGGAACAUGCCUCCGAGAGACCGGGAGGGGGCUGGGGGUGGGCCCGGGACACUGGGCUCCUCUCACCACUCACCCCAGCCCAUCCUCCUCCCCCUCCUCCCCCUCCUCCUGCCCCGCCUAUCCUCCCCCUCCUCCCCUCCUCCAGACCACAAACAUUGUGGCCCCUGCACCCUGGUCCCUAGGGACCAGGCCACCUAACAUGGAGCCCCCUCCCCAUCUCUCUGUGAAUACAAUUAAAGGUCCUGCCCUCCCCA
Molecule: messenger RNA, 4013 nt
Organism: Vicugna pacos (alpaca)
Lineage: Eukaryota; Metazoa; Chordata; Mammalia; Artiodactyla; Camelidae
Source: RefSeq, a predicted model, not a curated record